AAUAGCACGUAAAAACAAAAAUUACUCUGUUUAUCUAUGAACAACAAAGAAAACGCUACAGCCGAAAACGAUUAUCAGACAUUGCUAAAACAAACAAAAGGAAGGGGAAAAAAGCAUAUUUUUUCCUUUGUUUUUCAGUUCUGUAGUCCUCCUCCCAGAUGGUAAGGGGAGGGAAGGUUGGUCGUAGAAGCAAUUCUAAGAAAAGGGUUAGAUCCAAAGAUGAGUCUUCGGAUGAUUCUGAUGAAGAUUAUGUAGUUUCAGAGGAGGGAAAUGAAGAAUCUGGGGAUGAUGCGGAAGAUUAUAGUUCUUCCUCAGAUGACUGUCCACCGGAAGAGGGUUUUGGGAGUUUUUUCGAUGAUGAGGAAGAGGACAAGGAAGAGAAAGAGCUGAGAAAGGUUGUUAGGUCAAAAGCUAAACGGAUGUCUUCAGCAGGGGAGAGGAAGACUGCGGAUAGAAAAUUGCGAAAGCGAAAAAGUGUAUCAGAUGAAGAAGAGGAAGAUGAGGAUUAUGAUGAUGAUGAUGAUGAGGAGGAGGAGGAGGUCGAGGAAGAAGAUGAUGAUGAUGAUGAUGAGGAAUUCACUUUGGAUGAAGAAGAUUGUUUGGAUGAGGAAGAGGAAUUGACAAUGAAAAAGAAGAAAAUCGACAUGAAAGUUGGUAAGCAAGGUUUGUGGAAAAGGGGUCCUUCUAAACAUAGGAAAAGGAGGAAGGAGACUGCAGUUUCUAAGAAGCCUUUGAGAAAAGGAGGAAGGAAGAAACGCAGAUUGAAAAGGAAAAGGAGAGUUGAAGAAGAUGAUGAUGAUUGUGAUUUUAUAGACAACACUCCAAUUGUGAGAAAAAAGAGCAGAACAAAUAAAGGACGGAGAAAGAAGGCAUAUGUUGUACCAUCAGAUUCAGAUUUUGUGUUAUUUGGAUCUUCUGAUUAUGAGUAUACCAUCUCAGAGGAAGAGAGAGAGCAAGUGAAAGAAGCCAACCAAUUGUGUGGAAGUUUAAAAACUAGGUUGAGGAGUUCAUCAACCUCAAAGAGAAUUCAAGAGGUUGAGGAGUUAGGUCAGCAUAAGAAACCUCCAGGAAGAAAGGGUAAGGAGAAGGUAGAGGAAACAAAUGCUGAACUAAUAAAGCCGGUUUGUGGUAUUUGUCUCUCUGAGGAAGAUAAGCGAAGAUUGAGGGGCACACUAAACUGUUGCAGUCAUUAUUUUUGUUUCACCUGCAUUAUGGAGUGGUCAAAAGUGGAAUCUCGUUGCCCAUUGUGCAAGCAAAGGUUUGAAACAAUCAGUAAGCCUGCAAGAUCAACAGCAGGAGUUGAUUUGAGAGAUGUGGUGAUCCAAGUCCCCAAGCGUGAUCAGGUCUACCAACCAUCUGAGGAAGAACUCAGAAGCUAUCUUGAUCCGUAUGCGAAUGUAAUUUGUUCUGAAUGCCACCAAGGUGGGGAUGAUGAACUCAUGUUACUGUGUGAUCUUUGUGAUUCAUCAGCACACACCUAUUGUGUUGGUCUCAGGCAGGAAGUACCUGAAGGUAAUUGGUACUGUGAUGGUUGCAGGCCCGUUGCUCUUGGGUCCUCUAGUUCCCAAGUUCAAGAUUCUUUGCCAGAUCCAAGGGCAAUAAACAAUUUGUACAAUAGAUUGUCACCCAGCGUAAAUGUAGGAGAAAGUUUAGACUCCAUUGUAGUGCCUUCACCUCAUACACCAUUAACUCCCGGUUUUGUGGGUCUUUCAUCUCCUAGAUUUCCUGUUGUAGAUAUUCCAGCUGCUUCUCCAGCAUCUGGAGUGGGCGUUCCAACUCUAACGGGAAGACGAUGGUUACACCGCCAGAUUCAGAAUCUCCGUUCUGUUAAUAGGAUGAAUCUUAUGGCUGGUAGGACUAAUGGGAUAUCAACUGGCAAUAUGGGCAUUGAUUUUGUAAAUUCUUACAUUGAUCAGAGUAGGGAAACAACUGUUCAACGAGCUAGGACACAAGAUAUGGCAACUUCAUAUCAAACAGUCUUUGAGGAGAGGUUACAGGAUGAUCCCUCUUCGUCACUGCAAAGUAGGGAUUUCUUUUCUUCAAGGUUGGGUCAUUUGAGAAGGCAAGCAGUUCAGGCUUCAACCGCAACAACCUUCAGUACAUCUGUCAAUUUGACGUUAUGGCCUGAACUUGUUGGUAUCGGUUCAAAUGAGCAACUCUGUCAGUGCAGCAAUGGAUCAAACAUUGGGCCUGAUGGUUGUGGCUUGCCUUUUUCUGUUAUAGAUGAGGGUAAUGUUUUGAUGGUGAAGGAACAAUUGCAAACAAUGGUUAGAAGCCAUUUGAAAGCCUUGUCCAACAAUAAUGAUUUUGACAAUGGUACUUGCAAGGACGUAGCAACAAGUUCCAUGCACACCUUAUUGGCUGCAUGUGGGCUUGAGCACAGGAGGAGCGAGGUUCACGUUGUGCCUCCAUCAAAUUGUACACACAUUGAAAGAGUAGCAGCUGGGCAGGCGAGCUUAAUGAAAGGUUGUUGCUUAACUUGUUUCGAUUCUUUUGUAAAAGAUGUAGUGAAGAGGAUCAUGGAUGCAAGAUCCCGGCAGUGGUUAAGUUUAGGUCUUUAGAUCUUUGAUGCAGUGAAUGUAUCUUUCUGCAUUUUGGUUAGGAGUUAGAAACAAAUUUUUUUAGAAAAAAAAAAAAACGAAACAUUUUUUAAGUUGAUUUAGACUUAAAAUUCACUGACAUUGAGCACAAAAAGUGCAGUAUUCUCAUUUGAUCACCAUAAUAGAUUGCAAAAAUUUUCUAGUCUGAUUGCAUGUAAUGCUUAUGUUAUUCUUCCUGCUGUCUCAUCCUUGCCUCUUCCUAUGAAGAAAGAAAGUGUGAAUGUCUUGUCCUCUUGAUUAUUUGUGCUAUAAAGUAUGACAGUAAUGCUACGGGCAUUAACCACUUAGGUUCAAAGGCAUGGGAAGAGUACAACUCUGAUGGACUAUUUCCACACAGAGUUAACCAAUUGCAUUUGUUGUUCGGACAUAAAAGGUUAGAUGUUUGUGAUUAACUAUUUCCUUCUAACUCAAGAAAACUUGUAAACAACACCAUUCUUGCAAAUAAUGUCACACAAAUUAAUAUUAGAUGUAAUAAAAUUAUUACAGUACAAUUAAUCAAUCGUAUUUAUCAUUGGGAUGAUAGCUGUUUUAUGCUACCUUUU
Durio zibethinus is the source of this 3142-nucleotide messenger RNA. RefSeq lists its product as uncharacterized. NCBI's taxonomy places the organism in Eukaryota, Viridiplantae, Streptophyta, Magnoliopsida, Malvales, Malvaceae. The record is from RefSeq and is a predicted model, not a curated record.